CACUCAACUGCACCACUCGGUUAGGACGGUCCUCACUCCUCUCAGCUUUGACUCACUACAAACAGCAUGUGCUCUACCACAUGUUGCUCUACCGGGUGCUGCUCCAUCGUGAAGAGCAAAACGGUGUGCUGCAGCCAGCCGUGCCAGAAGACUGUCUGCUGCGACCCGUGCCAGAAGAAGACCAUCUGCUGCAGCCCGUGUCAGCAGUCCUGCUGCUGCGACCCGUGCCAGAAGCCCUGCUGUGACCCAUGCCAACAGACAGUCUGCUGUGACCCAUGCCAGAAGCCCUGCUGUGACCCGUGCCAACAGACUGUCUGCUGUGACCCAUGCCAGAAGCCUUGCUGCGACCCGUGCCAGCAAACUGUCUGCUGUGACCCGUGCCAGAAGCCCUGCUGUGACCCGUGCCAACAGACAGUCUGCUGUGACCCAUGUCAGAAGCCUUGUUGUGACCCGUGCCAACAGACAGUCUGCUGUGACCCAUGCCAGAAGCCUUGUUGUGACCCGUGCCAGCAGACGGUCUGCUGUGACCCAUGCCAGAAGCCCUGCUGUGACCCGUGCCAACAGACGGUCUGCUGUGACCCGUGCCAGAAGCCCUGCUGUGACCCGUGCCAGCAGACGGUCUGCUGUGACCCAUGUCAGAAGCCCUGCUGUGACCCAUGCCAGCAGACAGUCUGCUGUGACCCGUGCCAGAAGCCUUGUUGUGACCCGUGCCAGCAAUCUGUCUGCUGUGACCCAUGCCAGCAGUCCGUCUGCUGUGACCCGUGCCAGAAGCCCUGCUGUGACCCAUGCCAGCAGUCCGUCUGCUGUGACCCGUGCCAGAAGCCCUGCUGUGACCCGUGCCAGCAAUCUGUCUGCUGUGACCCGUGCCAGCAGUCCGUCUGCUGUGUCCCAUGCCAGCAGUCCGUCUGCUGUACCAAGGUGUGCCAGAAGCCCUGCUGCUGCCCUGGAUGUCUGUCUUGCUGCUCCUAUGUGGUGAAGAAGCCCGUUGCGGUGUGUUGCAACCCGGUGCAAUACUGCUGUCCCAUGAGGAAGUACAGCAUUCCCAUCCAGCAGUGCUGCGCUGCAAUCAAGAGACGUUGCUGAGCCAACUCUGGGUAGCAAAAGCAGCUCUGCUGUCUCCCGUCCCUGGCAUGCAACAAGAACAGGCACAAGGAGACAAAAACAUGCUCAUUUGCUUCUGGUUCACAUGAUGAUGGAGUGAACACCUAGUGCUUUUCUUCUUGUUUUCAAGCUUAAGCCAUCUUCUUCAUUCUGUCCUUUAAUUAUUGAACAUCUGCAACGCAUUUGAAUAGAUCACCCACUGUAUAAGGCAAAGAGCUCCUAGAUGUUAGUGGGGCUGUUAAUUCUCUCCUUGGUGUAUGGGACUUGGGGUACCUUUUUCUCUCUUAACUUGUAGACAAUAAACCUUAGCAUUAAGCAAAAUGCAAAA
Molecule: messenger RNA, 1429 nt
Organism: Tyto alba (common barn owl)
Lineage: Eukaryota; Metazoa; Chordata; Aves; Strigiformes; Tytonidae
Product: keratin-associated protein 5-1-like
Exons: 2
Coding region: 67-1083 (338 amino acids)
Source: RefSeq, a predicted model, not a curated record